CCAAACCCCCUCCUCGUGAGUCUCACUCAGCACAGCAAAGCCAUUCUCUCUUUCUUUCUUUCAUUCAUAAGGAAAAGCCAAAAAAAACCCUGGCCAUCACCACCGCCGCAAGCAGUGGCAUAUUGCCGUCGUCCGUCCGUCUGUCCAUCCAGCUUCGUCUGCUCACCCGCGCUUCCGCCGCCCAAGUGAUUGAAUCCCUUUCUCUUCGCGGAUUGAAGCUCUGCCCCCUUGCUUUUCUUCUGCCGCCGUCGUCUUCUGAACGAUAUGUCUGUUCGGUCUCCGCCCUUGGAAGCUGGCUUGUGACUCGUGACUCGUGAGUCGUCAGUGGUGAAAUGGAGAAGGAAUGACAGUGGUCGUCGUCUGGUCGCCGUCCUGCUAGCCGUCGCGCUCAACUGCUCAGAUCGAAGGAUAUGGAUGUUGGUGGUUCAAUUCGGUCAGAGAAACUUUCCCGCGGCUCAUCAUUAUCCUUACAAGUCAAUAACAACAACGUCCUCUAAGUAUUACAACAACAACACCGCCAUUUUCUUCAAUCCAAACACCCCCAUUUCUCUCUUGAUCCAUGCCAUGCUUUGCCAAUGUCAAAGUACUCAAAACUUGUCUACGAACAUACCUGAAGCUGGGUUUCCCUUCAAUGCAGACACUUCCUUCUUGCUCUUACUCUUCCACAUGGAAACCCCACCUUCCCGGUGCCACACAUGAACCCCAACCACCCCCUUCACCUUCUCCUCCAGUUUCAGUUGAUAUCUUCACAUCAGGUACUAAUAGGGGUUCUCGUAAAUGGGGUUCUUACAGUCCAGGUGAUUUGACUUUCUAUUCCCUUAUUGAGAAUUAUGCCUCUUCCUUUGAUUUUGUGUCCUUGGAGAAGGUCUUAGACCAAAUGAAGCGUGAAAAGAGAGUUUUUAUUGAAAAGAAUUUCAUUGUUAUGUUUAAAGCUUAUGGGAAAGCCCAUUUGCCUGAGAAAGCUGUGGACUUGUUUCGUAGAAUGGAGGUUGAGUUUCAGUGUAAGAAAACUGUGAAGUCUUUGAAUUCAGUUCUCAAUGUGAUUAUUCAGGAGGGUUUAUUCAAUCGUGCAUUGGAGUUUUAUUCUGAUGUUGAUGCAUCCACGAGUUUGAAUAUUCAACCUAAUGUACUCACUUUUAACUUGAUUAUUAAGGCAUUGUGUAAGCUUGGUUUGGUUGAUAAAGCGAUUGAAUCGUUCAGGGAAAUGCCACCUAGGGGUUGUGCUCCUGAUACUUAUACAUAUUCUACAUUGAUGGAUGGGUUGUGCAAGGAGGGUAGGAUUGAUGAGGCCGUUUUGUUGUUAGAUGAGAUGCAGAUUGAAGGUACCUUCCCUACCCCUGCAGUGUUUAAUGUGUUAAUCAAUGCAUUGUGUAAGAAAGGUGACUUGGAGCGCACCUCCAAGCUAGUCGAUAAUAUGUUUCUUAAAGGUUGCGUCCCGAAUGAGAUGACAUAUAAUGCCCUUGUUCAUGGCCUCUGUCUCAAAGGUAAGUUGAAUAAGGCAGUUGAUCUAUUGAAUCAAAUGGUGUCUAAUAAAUGUGUGCCUAAUGAUGUCACGUAUGGAACACUCAUUAAUGGUUUUGUUAAGAAUGGUAGAACUAUUGAUGGGGUUUGUGUGUUGUUAUCUUUGGAAGAGAGAGGCCAUCGUGGGAAUGAGCAUAUUUACUCUUCCCUCAUUAGCGGCUUGUUCAAGGAGGGAAAAUCAGAAGAGGCAAUGCGAUUGUGGAAGGAAAUGGUUGAGAAAGGAUGUCAACCGAAUACUAUUGUCUAUAGUGCUCUUAUAGAUGGUCUUUGUCGAGUAGGGAAGCCAGAUGAAGCAAGGAAACUCCUAGUUGAAAUGAAGAAUAAAGGUUACCUGCCUAAUUCUUUUACUUAUAGCUCCUUAAUGAAGGGUUUUUUUAACAUAGGUGAUAGCCAUAACGCUAUUCUUGUUUGGAAAGAGAUGACUGCUAGUAAUUCUAAUCAUAAUGAGGUUUCUUACAGUAUACUUAUUAAUGGCUUAUGCAAGGAUGGGAAGCUUGUGGAGGCCUUAAUGGCGUGGAAGCAAAUGCUGAGUAGAGGAAUCAAACUAGAUGUUAUAGCUUACAGUUCAAUGAUUCAUGGAUUUUGUAACGCUCAGUUAGUAGAACAGGGCCUAAAGCUUUUUCACCAGAUGCUUUGUCAGCCUGAAACACAACCUGAUGUGGUUACCUACAACAUACUUUUCCAUGCUUUGUGCAUGCAGAAUAGCAUUUCUCGCGCCAUUGAUGUUCUAAAUAUCAUGCUAGAUCAAGGUUGUGACCCUGAUUAUAUUACUUGCGAUAUUUUCUUGCGAGCUUUAAGAGAAAGAGUGAACCCGCCUCAAGAUGGGGCAGAGUUUUUGGAUGAACUUGUAGUCCGCCUAAUUAAGAGACAGAAAGUAGUAGGUGCUUCCAAAACAAUAGAGGUGAUGCUACAGAAGUUUUUACUUCCAAAGGGUUCUACUUGGGCCACAGUUGUAAAACAUCUUUGCAAACCUAAAAAAGUUCGAGAAACCAUUCGGGAAUGUUGGAGCAAGCUGUGUCACUGAUUUCUUGCAUAUGUUAUUGAACUACAGUUUACUUGAAACUUUUGGGAUUUGGAUAGCAUCUGCAGUGUGAUUUUGUUUGUUAUCAUUGUAGGGUUGUCCAAGGUAACAUAAUAUUUGACAACUUUUCUACCUUUUGGGGCUAAAGGGAGCUAUAUCAAGUUGCUGCAGUUGUUUUUGUUGUAUAUAGGCGGUUUGAGAACAUUGCAAACAUAGCUGGUAUAACAAAAGAUCCAUCAAGUGGCAUAUUCACAGGCAUGGUUUUGUAAUUGUGAAUGAGAUCACAUGAUGUUUAUACCAUUGUAUAAGGGGAAUUCCCUUUAUAACCAUUUUUGGUCUCUUGAAGUUGUAAAAUAGAAUUGGUUCCUCUCAAUUUUUUUUUCAUUUGAGAUUGAGUGUAAAGUGUGAUUUCUCACCAUAGAAUUAGGAGAAAACAUGAGAGAAAAUAUUGAAGGGUUAGAUAUUAUAUUUUACAUCUUCAAUUGAGAAAAAAAUUUUGAGAGGAUUUAUUUUCUUGUAAUAUAAUGAGCAGCAUUUACAAGUUUGAACACAAC
This is a messenger RNA of Arachis duranensis, 3096 nucleotides long. RefSeq names its product pentatricopeptide repeat-containing protein At4g20090. Gene Ontology annotation, cellular component: chloroplast. The record is from RefSeq and is a predicted model, not a curated record. Gene Ontology annotation, molecular function: protein binding. The transcript is spliced from 2 exons. Lineage: Eukaryota; Viridiplantae; Streptophyta; Magnoliopsida; Fabales; Fabaceae. The coding region runs from base 560 to 2545 and encodes 661 amino acids.